GUUUUUUUUUUAAUCAGCCAGACCCUCAGGGCUGGGAAAGGCUGAUCUUCUCCGCCUUCACCUUUCGAGGCUCCCUACAUUUCGGUUUGGCUAAAAACAGUUGGUCACCAUGGCAACAAAAAUACUGCCAUUUUACCAAAAAAAACACAAACACUAUGGCUAUGACUACCGCAGCCUUGAUAGCCGGUCGCUUGUCAAGAAGUAUUCCAGCAAAAGCAGCUCCACCAAAAGGUCCAGCUCAGCGCUUGAAACUUCUUCAGCCACGUUUCACUCUGCCAAAUUCAGUCCUUGUGCCAAGAGGGUCUGUCAGAGUGUUGAAGAUGAAGCUCCUGAUUACACGAUGCCUCCAUUUAGGAGCAGUGAGGGCGAAGGGGAACAAGUCAAGCCUAAAGCAAGAACAUUUCUAUAUGGCACCAAACUAUGGGAGAUGGAAGCUGAGAUUUCUAGGCUCAGAAGGUCUUCCCGUGAGCAGAUGGACAUGCUGGCUCUCAAAAGGAUGGAAGAGGAAAGAACAGCUGUGCAGAGACAUGUCCGUGAGGAUUCCAUGUGCCGUGCUCCUGAAUUUCUUGUCCGGUUAAGGUCCCAUACAGUUUGGGAGAACUCCUUUGUAAAAUUAUUUUGCACUGUUCAAGGAUUUCCCAGCCCGUUAGUCAGAUGGUAUAAAGAUGAUGUCUACAUUGAUCAAACAAGUGAACCAGCCAAGUACAGGAUGGAUAGCUACUACGGAGUUCACUCUUUGGAGAUUAACAGAUGCAGCCCUAAUGACACUGCUCAAUACACUGCCUUGGCUUUUAACAUUCAUGGAGAGGCAACAAGCAAUGCUACUGUCAUUGUCAAACGAUUCCGAGGGGAUGAAGAACCUUACCACUCUGUCUUGCUCCCUCUGAGCUUACCCCUGUUGUCACCUCCUGUUUUCACACAUAUAGAUAUUCAAUAUAGUGAGAAAUUUGGCGUGAGUUUUGGCACUGAGGGAGAGACAUUGGUAUUGUCCUGCCGGAUGAUCCUUACACCAAAUCUCGGCCGUCUCCAGCCGGAAGCUGUGUGGUACAGAGAUGAUGUUGAGGUAAAGAAGUCCAAGUGGGCUGCAAUGUACUACAAUGACUGCACUGCUACCCUGACCCUACCUCACCUGAAUAAAGAUGAUGAAGGCCUGUAUACAUUACGCUUGAUAACAAGGGGUGGCAUUUCACAGCACAGCGCAUAUGUAUUUGUCAGAGAUGCAGACACUCCAGUUGUAGGAGCUCCAGGAGCCCCAAUGGAUGUCACAUUUUAUGAUGCUAACAAGGAUUAUGUCAUCCUCACCUGGAAACCUCCAAAUGUAACCAAAGAAAGUCCUGUGAUUGGAUAUUUUGUUGACCGGUGUGAAGCUGGAACUGACAAUUGGAUCCAGUGCAAUGAUGCCCCAAUUAAAAUUUGCAAAUAUCCUGUGACUGGCCUAUUUGAAGGACGUUCCUAUAUUUUCCAUGUGCGAGCGGUAAACAAGAGUGGUAUCAGCAGACCUUCCAGAGUCACAGAUGCAGUGACAGCCCUUGACCCUGCUGAUUUUGCUCGGCUGCAAUCUAUUUAUUUUGAUGAAAGCAGACAAAUCGUAAUAAGCCAAGAUGACUUGGAAGGGGAUGUAAAACCUCCAGGGAUACCCACAAAUGUCCAUGCAGCUGAGACCAGCAGAAAUUAUAUUGUACUCAGCUGGGACCCGCCUGAGCCACGUGGCAGAGAAUCACUGAAGUAUUACAUUGAAAAGACCAUGGCUGGCAGCACAUCUUGGCAAAGGGUCAACCAAGAGAUUGCAGCUAGAUCUCCGCGUUUUGCUAUAUUCGACUUGGCUGAAGGAAAAUCCUAUGAAUUCCGUGUUUUUGCUGUUAACAAGUUUGGUAUGAGCCAACCAUCUGCGCCCACCGGACCGAUUUUAGUCCAGGAACGCAUUGAGAUUCCAUCUCCGCCUUCUGAUGUUCGAGCUACAAGAAACACAAAACAUUCAGUUGUUGUGCAUUGGGUAGCAUCAAAGAGUGCCAGUGAACUGAUUGGUUACUAUGUCGAUUCUUGCUUGGUGGGAACUGAUGACUGGCAGCCAUGCAAUCAUAAGCCUGUAAAAUACACAAGAUUUGUUGUCCAUGGUCUAAAGAAUGGACAUAAGUACAGCUUCCGUGUGAAGACAGUCAAUGCUUUGGGAGUAAGUGAGGUUUCGCAAGAAUCAAAGCCCAUUAUUGUCCAAGCAGCUCUUAGAGGAGGUAUUCCUCAUGCUGCCCCAUCAUCGCCUUAUGGGAUAACUCUCCUAGACUGCACAAAUAACUCCAUGACACUGGGCUGGAAGAUACCACGGUUUACUGGUGGCUCAGAUGUCACUGGAUACUACAUGGAUCAUCGUGAAGUCACUGACCUACACUGGCAUGAAAGCAACAUCAAACCAAUCACUGGAAGAGUUUACAAGAUUGAAAAUCUGAAAGAAGGCUCUUUCUAUGAGUUUAAAGUCAGUGCUGUGAACCUGGGUGGUAUCGGCAUCCCUUCAGACUCCAGUCGGCCUUUCAGAUGUGAAGCAUGGACUAUGCCAGAACCAGGCCCCACUUAUGACUUGACAUUCUGUGAAAUAAGAAACAAUUCUCUGGUGAUCCAAUGGAAGGCGCCAAUUUUCACCGGCAGUAGUCCUAUCACUGGCUACACCGUGGAUAUCUGUGAAGCAAGUUCUGAGGAAUGGAAAACCGUGACGGAGAAAGCGGUAUCCACUCGGUACUUGAAGGUUACCAAGUUAGAGGAAGGACAGAGCUACAUUUUUAGAGUCCAUGCAGUGAAUGCAGCUGGUCAGGGCAAGCCUUCUGAGCCUUCUGAACCAGUUCUCAUUCAAGCUAGACCAGGAACCAAGGAAAUCGCUGCUGGUGUCGAUGCAGAAGGAAAUAUUUAUUUGAACUUUGAGUGCCAUGAAAUGACAGAUGCCUCCCAAUUUGCCUGGGGCAAGGCCUAUGAAGAGAUAACUGACUUCUCGAAAGUCCACAUUGAAACAGAGGGUGAAAAGUCCAAAUUGGUCUUUAAGCAUCCUGACAUGUCUGAUUUGGGAACAUACUCUGUGGCAGUAUCAGACACUGAUGGCAUCUCUUCCAGCUAUGUUUUAGAAAAGGAAGAAUUGGAACGUUUAAUGACUUUAAGCCAUGAGAUCAAACAUCCAACAAUCCCAUUGAAAAAUGAAUUAUCCUAUGAGGUUUUUGAAAAAGGCCAAGUUCGUUUUUGGCUUCAGACUGAGGCUGUGUCACCCAACGCUACUUGCAAGUUCAUUGUCAAUGACAUGGAGCUGACAGACAGCAAGGAGCACAAGAUUACAUUUGAUAAGUCUACUGGUGUGAUUGAGAUGGUUCUGGAGCAGUUCACAAGUAAGAGUGAAGGAACUUACACUAUCCAAAUAGAGGAUGGCAAGGCCAAAAACCAGUCAUCUGUGGUUUUGAUUGGGGAUGCAUUUAAGGCAGCCCUGGCAGAAGCUGAGUUCCAGAGAAAAGAAUUCCUGAGAAAACAAGGGCCUCACUUUGCAGAGUACAUGCACUGGCACGUGACAGAGGAUUGUGAAGUUGAGCUGAUGUGCAAGGUGGCAAAUACAAGGAAGGAAACUGUGUUCGGUUGGUACAAAGAUUUUGUAGUGGUUGUCCCCGAGGAACCACCUAACCCCCAGACUGGAGACAGCAAGCUGUGUAUUCCUGAGUUCUCCAAAAAGGAUAUGGGCGAGUACAAGAUGACACUAAAAGAUGACAAAGGGCAGGAUAUCACUGUACUAGAGGUGGUUGGCAAAGUGUAUGAAGAAAUUGUCCAGGAAAUGAGCAAAAUCAGUGGGAUGUCUGCUUCUGAGCUGAAGAUAAAAUGCACCCCAGAAGGAAUCAGACUUCAGUCCUUCUUGAAGUACUACAUGGAAGAUAUGAAGGUUUUCUGGUAUCACAAGGAGUCAAAGAUUGCAUCAUCUGAAAAGAUGAGAAUUGGAGCAAGCAACAACCAGGUUUGGCUGCAGAUCUGUGAGCCGACUGACCAAGACAAGGGCAAAUACACAAUGGAGAUAUUUGAUGGCAAAACCUCUUAUAAACGGCAUCUUGACCUUUCUGGAGAGGUUUACGCUGAGGCAUACACUGAAUUCCAGAGGCUGAAAGCUGCAGCGUUUGCAGAGAAGAAUCGUGGCAAAGUAUUAGGAGGAUUGCCGGAUGUGGUAACUAUCAUGGAAGGCAAGACACUGAGCCUCACUUCCACUGUGUUCGGGGAUCCGACUCCUGAGGUGACCUGGCUGAAGAAUGACAAAGAUCUCGAGUUGAAUGAUCACCACAUUGCAACUCUUGAGCAGGGAAAAUAUGCUUGCCUGACCAUUAAAGGCGUUACCACAGAGGAUUCAGGAAAAUACAGCAUUAACGUCAGGAACAAGUAUGGCGGCGAGACAAUUGAUGUCACUGUUAUUGUUACAAGAAAACUUGCCAAAUUUUGCAUUACUGUGCAUAAGAUUGAUGCAGCUGCUGAUUUGGAAAUGCUAAAGGCCACAGACAGUAAAAUAGGGCAAACAAAAGACUUAAGUUAGGAGUGUUUCUUCAAUAUUUAACAUGCUGACAAAGCAUGCUGAGGGAAUGGAUGAAGAGAAAACAAAUCAGAAGAGAACCUUUGAGCAAUAGCCCACUUUCCUUUUGAUGGCUGCUAUAUAGAGAUUAGUAAAACAUAUAUUUGUGAUGAUGAAGAUAAUGACAUUUGGUUUUUGGCAUAGCAAGUUUUAGUUAAAGAAGUUAUUUCAGCCAUUGCAUUGACCUAAAGAGUAAUUAUAAUGUUCACUAUCAAAUUACAUUACAAGUUCACGUUAAAAGUGAUAUACUUGUGUUUAAUAAGAAAUCUAAGAAAACACCUGAGAUUCUAAAAUUAUCUGUUCAACGUCAUUUUGCAGAUUACUAAUCCGCUUAAUGUCAUGACAGAAUUGAAAGCAAGAAUACAAUGCUGCAUUUAAUGCUGAGAUUUUGGAGUGAUAUAUGAAUGGACUGGUUUCAGAAAAGCAUGAAAGAGACUGGAUGAAAGUGUUUUAAAAUGCACAAUAAGGACAAUGCACUCCUCUGCACAUCCACUCCCUUAAGAUACAAAAUAAAGAAAAAAAUUGCAGGCAUUUCAAAUCUGAAAUAAAAACCAGAAAAUGCUGGAAAUACACAGCAGGAUCAACUAGUGUAUGUAAAGAGAUAAAUAUUUCAAACGUAAGCCUGAAAUGUUAACCUGCCUUCAUUUGUCCCAGAUGCUGAUGGAAAUUUUCCAGGUUUUUUCUGUUUUUGUGUCAGAAUUAAUAGGUUGGAAAAGUAAUAGGACAUUUCAUGACUUUCUGGAUUUGUGGUAUUAAAGGGGUUAAUUAAUAAAUCAGUAAUCCCCAUAGUUUUCCAUCUGCCAGCUUUAGAGAAAGGAAAUCCUGAGGGGCCUGCAUGCAAAUUCCUGACAGAUGCUUCCAGCAGGUGAAGUUCAUUGCCAGGAAUAUAAAGUUAUCUCUUCAAGAGCCAUUGACAUUGGGCAACUGACAUCAAACAAACACAAUCUUUGAGCUCCGAUAUUAUAAAAAUCCAGUUUACAGUAAUGCCAUUUUUUAGAAACAAAAGAGAAAUAAUGAGAUAAUGUAUUGGUUUCUAUUAAUGAUUACUGAAUCUCACUAUUUAAAAGGGAAUGUUUGGUAUAUACUUGCUUUAAACUUGGUGUGAGGAUUGAGAGACUCCAUUGAACAGUGAUAAAGAAUUUAGAUGGACAGAAUUUACCCAGAAGCAAAGGCAGUUCUGCCUGUGUGAAGAUGAGGAAAACUGUGGUGCAUUGAACCUUUCCACUUCGUAGCAGAGGUUCAGAGUCAACACACAUUGAUAAGAAGGGCCUUUGUUACCUGCUCAAAUAAAUGUAAGAAAACUCUCCAUGAUUCAGAAAUAAUUGGAUUUAAAUGGGCAGUAUUACUGUUAUGUUCUACUGUAGGGUCACUUUGCUUGCGAACCAGUUGCAUGUUUAUCUGUCGCUGAGUGAGUUGAUAACCAUACACUGCAGAUGCAGAGACCAAUAUGAAGUGAAGCACAUGCUAUUUAUUUGCACAGACAAUAGAGCACUAACAUGAUAUGUGCUUCUACAGCCAGACCCUACUCUAGACUAACAUUAACAUGAUAGCCCACACUACUCAGCUAUUGGGGUGUACAGUCACAUGGUCAAUCUGCUCACAUGCUCUUAAAGCUGUAUUGCACCUCAGGAUACCACAAUUACCCAGAGAUGUCACAUGGAUAAAUGAGUUUUUGACAAAGUCACAUUAAGUUCAGUGAGGGUGGGUGCAGAAGUUAUAGUGGAGGUGGUUUUCUGAGGUUGGGCUGAUAUGCACUUUGAGUGUUAGUUUCAUCACGUCUUUGAUAUGCUAACAUUGUCAAAAGUGAAAAAUUGUUUCAUUGGCCAACAUCUGCUAAUAUGAUCCCAAAUUUAAAAAAUUGCCUUUCAUGCAGUUAUAACUUUUGGUUUUGAUACAUCCCAGCUGCAGAACAAGAAAUGCCAUCAAUGUUUUUCUGACAAUGUAACAUUACCUUUAGAAAAGCCCCUACUGCAAUUUUGCUGACACCAUCGAUUUUUAUGGAUUUUCUUAUCACGUUGGCCAAUUUAGUGUCAAAAUUGGUACCGAAUAACAAGUAGGCUUGUACAAGGGACCUAAGCUAUAUAGGAACUGCAUUGAAGCUGGCUAGAUUCACUUAUACUUUCAGAAGAGAUUGCUUUCUGCUCCUGCAUAGUGUGGGUGUGAUCGUAAGUCCUCAUUUAAAACAACAAUAUGUUGAUUCACUGCGACAUCCAACCUUCACAAGGUUGAAAGAUUUGGGAAUUAAACAGACCCAGAGCUUUGUGUUUCAACACAGGCUGAAACAUCAGAAUAAACUCUGAGGUAAAGAGCUGUUCCAAACACAGAUUGUACCUUAAUUGAUGCACCAGGUCACCUGCUUGAAAGAAAAAUGCACAUUGUGCAGUGUCUGGAGUUGAGCAGGGCUUUACGUUGAAGGAAUAGAAAAGGAUGUGAGACUUACCUUUGGCGGGGGGAGCCAGAGAUUUAAGCAAAUGUCGGGAGAACUCGGGGUGGAAAUAUUUUCCUAGUUGCACCCAUUCUGUGAGCUUACAACAAAGAGGCCCAAUUUCAGAGACCAACGUAUUGUGCCAAAGGGAGAGCUGAAAACUGACCAAAAUCAGGUUGGUUAAUUUUCAGGGGUCCCUGGUGGCUGACUAAACAGGCUUUAGGCUCUUUACAUAAAUGCUUUUUAUAUAAAUGCCUAAUGCUUCUUUUAGGACGCCUCUUCCAAAUGAGACAAGGAGCAGAGCAGUCACCGGGCCUGCUUUCCUGAGGGUUCUUCAUGGCUGCAACCAAAAGAUCAGCUUUUAUUUAACUUAACACUUCCUUAGAGAGCCAGGAGCUGUACUCACAAUCACCCCCACUUGUUGAUGCUCCACUCCACCCCUUCCUUCUGCGAGUUUUAACUUCAGACUGCUGCCAGCUAGGCAAGCAACCUAGUGUUAAGCUGUGUAAAACAGAUGAGCUGCUUGUACAGACACAGUACCCACUCGCUUUUGAGCCAAAUGUUAUAAGUGAGACCCCUGGGAUGGUCUCGGUCCCCCUGUUGGGGUAAACACUCUCAGGCCAAAAUCAAUUACUGGGCCUCAGAUUCUUCAUCCGUGAAAAGCACUGUAUGAUAGCCAGGAAUUAUACAGGUGUGGAAGAUACUGCAUGGAUAGGAAACUGGUAAGCUGAAGACCUGGAAGUUAAACUUUAGGGAUAAUGGAGCAGUUGGCAAAAAGACAAAUCAGUAAUGUCAGGAAACAUUUCUUCUUACAAAAAUUAAUGCCUGAAAUGGACUUCCAUGGAAGAAUAAACUAGAGAGCUGAAUGAUAACUCUCAUUUUUACUUAGUUUUGCUAUCUUUGUGAACUCAGAAUACUUGCAAUCCACAUUUAAGAUAGAAGAUGGAGGCUGAAUACCUUCUGAUUUGGGUGAAUGAUUGCAAACCUAUUUUAGGAAAAGGUUAUAUCUGAUUAUGUUAAAGUGCACAGGUUUCACAGCUUCAUUAUCUACUUUCAUUUUCAUCUUUAAUUCAAUGCAAUGGCUCCAGUUUAUAUAUUCUAUAAUGAAACAGUGAACAGAAUCUAACAGCAAAAGCAGCCGAUGCAUUAUACACACACCAAGAGUAUGCCGUGAGUGUAUUGUGUGAAUAUUGAGAAUGGCAGGUAAUUGAUGCAAAGACAUGGUUUUUUUAAACAUUUUGUUGAAAAGUGGAAAAUGCAUUAUGAUUAGUCAUCAACUAGGGCAACUAGGCCAGGUUAGACUUUUGGUUGUUAAAAUUCAGUUUUGUUUAAAUCAAUAUUUUACUCUCCUUUUAAAUCACAUUUCCAACAUGCAGGGAGCGCAAUUUAUUCAAAAGCUAAUCCCUUACAAAAUAAAGGAAAGAAUAAAUAACA
Molecule: messenger RNA, 8429 nt
Organism: Carcharodon carcharias (great white shark)
Lineage: Eukaryota; Metazoa; Chordata; Chondrichthyes; Lamniformes; Lamnidae
Gene: myom2b
Product: myomesin 2b
Exons: 40
Coding region: 110-4534 (1474 amino acids)
Molecular function (GO): protein binding
Source: RefSeq, a predicted model, not a curated record